AUGCAUGACCUGAAGGCUCAGAUGGCUGCAAUGAAGGCGGCUAUCGCCGACAUCUUCACUGAGGUUAGGCAGGACGACCGCCCAGAGCUCCAGGGAAAGAUUCGGCAAGCAGCAGUGGCCGCCCAGCUGAUUUCUGCUAGUGAGGCAAAGUCGCCAGAAUCCACACCUCCUCAGCAGACAGCAUCACUGAGCCAUGGGGAACCCCGAAAAAUUGAUUCAGUACCCAGCAGCUCAGCUAUUGUACCAGUUUUAGGAGUUGUCCAGAGUAACUUACCAGAGACGCGACAGACAUAUUCCGACACAUCUGCAACACGGCGCCGCGAGGCCAGAGAGCGUAUGAUGAAACUCAUGCCGAACUUGGAGAUCCCGAGGCCUUUGGACCCUUUCCACUGUAUUGACUGCAACAAGAUUGUCGCAGGCUCACAACCCUUUGUAGCUGACAACACGAUCACAUUUGCAGGUCGCCUUUACUGGCGAUUGGCCGAAUGGCAUGAAUUCCAAGCCCAUGGUAGAGAGUCUGCACUGCAAUUGGAGCAGCGGAGAUGGCGCCUACGGGAUUCCGUCCGACCAGCUAAAGUCUCAACUACCAACUCCUUGCCUGAUGCAUCUGGUCAUCACUUCAAUCAGGGCUACGUCUCAAACCCUACUACGAUGAAGUCAUCAGCUCAAAUGUGGCUGUCGCCGUUUGAAGCAGAAAAACGAGUUCGACUCAUGUUUGGAGAUAACGUGCUUUCCUUACUCACUGCUCCUAACGCCGGGCAUUCCCUUAUCGAUGGCUCGAGCCUAAUGCUUCAGUCCACGUUAGGCACUGGUCUCAUCGCUGGACUUCUCGACAGGCUCUCGAACUGUUUCGUUUGCCAUGGCAACACGCCAUUCUGGGAAUCUACCAGAUUCGAUGCAGCCUGCCAAGGGUGGUACUUAGCUGCAGUAGCCACGCAAUACGGGAAUCUUAACGAGUGA
Molecule: messenger RNA, 960 nt
Organism: Fusarium odoratissimum NRRL 54006
Lineage: Eukaryota; Fungi; Ascomycota; Sordariomycetes; Hypocreales; Nectriaceae
Exons: 1
Coding region: 1-960 (319 amino acids)
Source: RefSeq, a predicted model, not a curated record